UCGUCUGCCAUUUCACACCGGGGAAGAAAACCGUGAAGAGUUCUUGCUUCAACAGUGUUUGAACGGAACUUCUUCAUUCGUCCCGCUUUGUUUUUGUUUUUUUCUACUUCUCUGGCUCGCAGAAGCGAAUAACCCUCUCUACCUGAACACUACUGAAAAGGUCGGCGGAAGGCUCUAUUUUUGUACCGUUUUGCUAAGAAAAAGCGCAAGAAACGCCAGCCAAAAUGGAGUCCCAAGUGCGUCAGAACUACCACCGCGACUGCGAGGCCGCCGUCAACCGGAUGGUCAACAUGGAGCUGUUCGCCUCUUACACCUACACUUCCAUGGCCUUUUACUUCUCCCGUGACGACGUGGCCCUCCCAGGCUUCUCCCGUUUCUUCAAGGAGAACAGCGACGAAGAGAGGGAGCACGCCGAGAAGCUCCUGUGCUUCCAGAACAAGAGAGGAGGACGCAUCUGCCUCCAGGACGUCAAGAAACCGGAACGUGAUGAGUGGGGGAGCGGGCUGGAGGCCAUGCAGUGCGCUCUGCUGCUGGAAAAGAGCGUCAACCAGGCUCUGCUGGAACUGCACAAGCUGGCCUCAGAGCACGUAGACCCUCAUCUGUGCGACUUCCUGGAGAGCCACUACCUGAACGAGCAGGUGGAGGCCAUCAAGAAGCUGGGCGACUACAUCGCCAACCUCACCCGUAUGGAUGCCCACAACAACAAGCUGGCAGAGUACCUGUUUGACAAGCACUCCCUGGGCAGCGAGAGCUAAACGCAAAAGCUCAGGAUCCGCCUGGAGUGAAAAUCUUAACACAGGCUUCAACCAGAGGCUCCUCUCUGUUCCAGCUGCUCAUUCACGAGCACAAUCGCUGUCUAAUCUCAAUCUGAAGUUUAAGUGCCGUACGUUGUGGUGGUAUCGCUGUUUUUCAAAUGUCAUGUGGAAGGAUGAAUGUUGUCGGUGACAUUUUGAACAAAGAUUGUGAGUUUGUGAUCUGUUAAUCUGAAUAAAACAUUCUGAGCUGGA
Molecule: messenger RNA, 1007 nt
Organism: Xiphias gladius (swordfish)
Lineage: Eukaryota; Metazoa; Chordata; Actinopteri; Istiophoriformes; Xiphiidae
Product: ferritin, middle subunit
Exons: 4
Coding region: 225-755 (176 amino acids)
Biological process (GO): iron ion transport; intracellular iron ion homeostasis
Cellular component (GO): cytoplasm
Molecular function (GO): ferrous iron binding; ferric iron binding
Source: RefSeq, a predicted model, not a curated record